AUGUACCCACUACCGCUGUCCCUCCUGCUAUUCUGCCAGCUCGCCCUCGCAACAGCGUCCCCCUCCCCCGCCAGAAUAUCCUCCGACUUCGCCAUGUCGCUCGUGCCUCGAAACACGCUAUUCUACCGGCAGAUGAAGGAUCUCCAGACAUUUGACUCCGCCCUCGGCGGCGUGCGCGCCUCGUCCAUAAUGAACAGCGGGAUCCCCGACCGCCCAUUCGCAGUCGAGGGGAACAAUUUCCCCAACUUCGCGACAGCCGCACAGAGGAGCUGCGACGAGCAGUUUCAGGGGUGUCAGGCGAUGGCGAACAGUCAGGGGAAUGGUGGGAGAGGUAAAGGCAAAGCGAAAGGGAGGGAUAGUGGCGGGGAGUUGACGGUCACCAUGUGCGACCAGCAGAAAGAGAAGUGUAAUCAGGCGCAGCAGACGGCGAAAGUGCAGGACUUUCAGACGGGUGUUGCGAGUACGAAUAUUGGGCCUGAUCCGCUGUUUCCGGAUUUUGAUUUGAUUUGUGAGGGGUGA
Messenger RNA from Macroventuria anomochaeta, 519 nucleotides. RefSeq lists its product as uncharacterized. The transcript is spliced from 2 exons. NCBI's taxonomy places the organism in Eukaryota, Fungi, Ascomycota, Dothideomycetes, Pleosporales, Didymellaceae. Bases 1 to 519 code for a protein of 172 amino acids. The record is from RefSeq and is a predicted model, not a curated record.